This is a messenger RNA of Penaeus indicus, 1150 nucleotides long. RefSeq lists its product as uncharacterized. The coding region runs from base 26 to 1018 and encodes 330 amino acids. The transcript has 3 exons. NCBI's taxonomy places the organism in Eukaryota, Metazoa, Arthropoda, Malacostraca, Decapoda, Penaeidae. The record is from RefSeq and is a predicted model, not a curated record.
UCUUGUGCAAAGAGAACUGAGCAUCAUGAAGAACCAACGAGCUUUGAUCGCUGCCGCUUCCGCGAUGGCGCUGCUGUGCCUGGCUGUGGCCGAGCCCGUCCCUUACGGCGGCGGAAGGAAAGGCCACGGCGGGUCCGGGUCUGGCUUUGGCAGUGGAGGAGUCGGGGGUGGAGGAAGAGGAGCUGGUGGAUCAGGGUUCGGAAGUGGAGGAAGUGGCUCUGGUUCCGGUGGAUCAGGCUUCGGAAGUGGAGGAGUGGGAUCCAGCACUGGUGGAUCAGGCUUCGGAAGUGGAGGAGUGGGAUCCAGCACUGGUGGAUCAGGCUUCGGAAGUGGAGGACUGGGAUCCAGCACUGGUGGAUCAGGUUUUGGAAGUGGAGGGUCAGGCUUAGGGGGUGCCGGUAGUGGCUCUAGUGGAUUUGGAUCAGGCUCUGGGAGUGGAGGAUUAGGUGGAUCAGGAUUGGGCGGCAGUGGAGGCGGUGCCGGACAAGGUUACAGCGGCAGUGGAGUUGGUGGCAGUGGAGGUGUUGGAGGAGGUAGUGGAAGCCUUGGAGGAGCUGGUGGAAGCCUUGGUGGUGGCAGCACUUUUGGCUCCACUGGUGGACUUGGUGGCAGUGGAGCCGUUGGUGGCAGUGGCGGCUUUGGAGGCAGUGGUGGACUUGGUGGCACUGGAGGCGUUGGUGGCAGCCAUGGAAGUGGCCUUGGAGGUUUCGGUUCCAGUGGAGGUCUUGGAGGCAGUGGUGGUCUUGGUGGCAGUGGAGGAGUUGGUGGCAGCAGUGGUACCUUCGGAGGAAGCAGUGGACUUGGUGGCAGUGGAGGAGUUGGUGGCAGCAGUGGUACCUUCGGAGGAAGCAGUGGACUUGGUGGCAGUGGAGGAGUUGGUGGCGGCAGUGGUACCUUCGGAGGAAGCAGUGGACUUGGUGGCAGCGGUGGCUUCGGAGGCAGUAGCCUGGGUGGGUCUUCAGGCGCAAGCAAAGGCGGGAGCGGCCACCUUAGCACCAGUUAUGGUGUACCUAAUUAGUACAUGAAACGAGGAACUGACUCAACAGGCAAUGCUAUUGCUCUCCUGCGUAUGUCGAUGUACUCAUCCACAUGUGUACAUGUAUGAACAUGACCUAUAAUUGGCUACCAACAAUAAAAUGUUGAUGCGUCA